AAAUGGCAGUGCUAUGCAUGUCUCGUAUGUAUUCAGAUCCUGGUGUUCUAUUUGCAUGCUAUUCGUUAUUUUGGGGGAUUUAACAUCAGGCAAAACAGCCUCCCAAAAAAUCCAAGACAGUCGCCAAUCACAAAGAGCCUUUGAAAUCAAACUUCCUCCAUAUUCGCCGGAACUGUGGGAAGGAAGGAAAGCUCGGGUAAAAUGCGGAAAUCAGACGCUUGCUGUACACAUUUUCACUGGCGAGUGUGACAGAAAAAAUGACUCAGUUGUGUUUGGUACCACGAAGCUGCUGAAAUCGACCAUGGACGAACCGGAAUAUAAUCUUUCUCGCGAAUAUUACUGAUAGCAAAACCGCCAGAUACAGGAGACUGGCGUGCACCUGAAACAUAAGUGCAGCAAAACACGGGUUCAUAGUUUUUAUUCUUCUCCCUCCGAGAAUGUGGUUAAAUCCCGAAGAAGUGUUGCUGAAAAACGCACUAAAUUUAUGGGUGACCGAGAAAUCCAACGCAUAUUUCCUGUUGCAGCGUCGGAGGGGACACGGAGAUUCCGGGGGCAAAAUAACAGGGCUGCUGGUGGGGGCGCUGGACACAGUGCUGGACUCUAACGCGCGUGUGACUCCAUUCCGUAUCCUAUUGCAAGUCCCGGGGUCACAGGUCAGCUGGGUCAUCGCUAGCGGGACCGCGGUGGAGGAAGUGAACCAGCACUGGGAUUGGCUCGUACAGAACCUCCUCCACUCCCUUUCCGUGUUCGAGAACAAGGAUGAUGUCACCAGCUUCGUCAAAGGGAAAGUGAAGGGUCUGAUAGCGGAGGAGUUGGGCAGCCGCCGGGCGGUGCAGGAGGAGGAGCCAGAGAAGUUCCGGGAGGCGGUGAUGAAGUUUGAGCUGCGCUUCGGCCUGCCCCCGUCUGAGAAGCUGGUCACUCACUACUCCUGCUGCUGCUGGAAGGGGCGUGUCCCUCGCCAGGGCUGGCUCUACCUCAGCACCAACCACCUGUCCUUCUACUCAUUCCUGCUGGGCAAGGAAGUGAAGAUGGUGAUCCCGUGGGCGGAGGUUGUCCGGCUGGACCGAACCUCCUCCGGCUUCAUGACGGACACGGUGCGGGUGAGCACGCGUUGCCGGGUGCGGCACUUCGCCAUGUUCCUGAGCGUGGAGGAGGCCUUCGCCAUGAUGGUGCGGCUAGCCGACAUCACCCUCCGCCGUCUCCUCGACAACGAGGCCUUUGAGCUGGAUCAGGUCCUGCAGCAGCCCGCCAACAUCACCAAGAGAGUCCUGGAGCAGCAGUCGCUAAAGGAGUACGUCCUGGCGCUGUUUCGGCUGCCGCGGCGGGAGCAGCUCCAGGAGGUGGUGAUGUGCUCGGUCUGGACCCCCCAUGCGCGCUGCCACACCCCUGGAACCCUCUACACCACCGACAGCUACCUGUGCUUCACCAGCCGAGAGGAAGGCUUCUGCACACUGCUCAUUCCCCUGUGUGAGGUGGUCUCCAUCGAGAAGCCAGAGAGCACGUGCUCGCUGCCCAACCCGGUGAUCGUGAGCGUGCGUGGUCAGCGCGCGUUCCAGCUGAUCGAGCUGAGGCAGCGGGACCUGCUGGUGGAGAGCCUGGGCAAGCGGCUACGCGCGCGGCAGUGGAAACAGGAAGUGUUCCACAGCAGGGAGUCGCGCAGGAAGUCCAAGAAGGCCAACCCAUUGCCCUAUUACACCUUCUACUACGACACCAUGUACUCAGACAAUGAGGAGGCGGAGUCAGCAGACAAGGCUGUGCAGCAGGAAGUUAACACAGAGGCGCUGAUAUCCAUGUUCCGCCAAAGUCAGCGAGACUCCCAAGGAGACAAAUGUUCGGGGGAGGGUGUGAGGGAGCGCUUGUGGGAGGAGCAUUUCUCUGAGUUUGGGCGUGGCGUGCACAUGUUCCGCACGGAGAAGAUCCAGAAGCUGGUUGCCAUGGGGAUCCCAGAGAGCCUGCGGGGGGAGCUGUGGAUGACAGUAUCAGAUACCACCUCGGAGGUGCGGGCCCACCCGGGUUACUACGGUAACCUGCUGGAGCAGGCGAUGGGCCGGAGCUGCUUGGCGACGGAGGAGAUCGAGCGGGACCUGCACCGCUCGCUCCCGGACCACCCAGCCUUCCAGAACGAGGCCGGCAUCUCCGCUCUGCGCCGCGUGCUCACCGCCUACGCCCACCGCAACCCCAAAAUCGGCUACUGCCAGUCCAUGAACAUCCUGGCCUCUGUGUUCCUGCUGUACUGUCGGGAGGAGGACGCAUUCUGGCUGCUGGUGGCUGUGUGUGAGAGGAUGCUGCCCGAUUACUUCAACCGCAGGGUUAUCGGGGCGCAGGUGGACCAGUCUGUGUUUGAGGAGCUGAUUCGGGAGCGGCUACCUCUGCUGGCCGAGCACAUCUCCGACCUGGCGCCGCUCUCGUCCGUCUCGUUGUCGUGGUUCCUCACGCUGUUUGUCAGCGUGAUGGCGUUCCGCUGCGCCGUGUGCGCGAUCGACUGCUUCUUCUUCCACGGGAUCAAGGCCAUCUUCCAGCUGGGCCUGGCGGUGCUGGACGCCAACGCACCAGCGCUGUGUGCCAGCUCUGACGACGGGCACGUGCUGAUGAUUCUCUCCAGUUUCCUGGAUCAGGUAAGGCAUGAGGAGGACCCUGUCCCCGGGCCUCAGGGCUCACCGGAGGACGGAGAGGCGGGUGUGGAGGGAACUCAGAUCAGUGACCUCAUCAGAGACUCCUAUGAGAAGUUUGGUGAUCUGACAGUGCAGCAGGUGGAAAGGUUAAGAUGCAGACACAGGAUCCAAGUUCUACAGGCACAUGAGGACACCGCCAAGGAGAACACUCUGAGGGUGGUCUCUGCUGACGUGUCCCUGUCCCCUGAAGAUUUGGCCGAUGUCUACGACCUUUUCAAGACUGAGUAUUUCAUCAACCUGUACUGGGGUGAAGAAGCAGGCGGUGCCGGGGGCGGGGCCCUGAGGCAGCACAACCCCAGUGGGCCGUACGCCGAGCAGUACCAGGUGGAUCGGGUGCAGUUUAAGAGCCUGUACCACCUGCUGGCGCCGUGGCUGUGUGGCCUGCACACCGACACUGUGGCUGAUCGCACCUUCUGCCUGCUCGACCUGAACCAGGAGUCCCUCGUCAACUUCAGACAGUUUGCCGGCUGGCUGGAUACGAUGUACUGUGGGGAGCUGAACGAGAAGAUCCGCCUGCUGUAUCGCCUGCACGUCCCCCCAGCUCUCACUGAGCAUGAGGAUGACCCCUCCCCCCUGAAGACCCCGUUGCUGUCCACCAGCAGACCGCUCUACAUGGAGUCCCCUAACGGAGAGAUGAAAGACUACCAGGAGCAGCUGAAGCAGAUGCUGAAGGAUCUUGCCAAGGAGAAGGAAGAGAACAUGGAGAAGCCGUUACCCAUGAUGACUCAAAGGGAGUUCAUCCAGUUCUGUAAGACCCUGUACAGCAUGUUCCAUGAAGCUCCGCAGGAGGAGAACGAGCUCUUCCAGGCCAUUGCCACAGUUACCAGCCUGGUUCUGCAGAUCGGGGAGGUGGACCACAGAAGCCGGUGCUCCCGGGAGGAGGAGGGCAGGGCCGCAGCGGCAGAGGAACCCCCCUCGCCCAGCAUAUCGAGGUCCGGGAGCGAGUGGACGGUCAGCUUCGCCCAGAUUCUGGCCUCCCUUCUCACAGAGCAGUCUCUCGUCAACUUCUUUGAGAAGCCCACGGACCUCAGGACCAAGAUCAGCCAGGCCCGGGAGAGGCAGUACCACGAGCGGGUCGGACUGCUGGAGAUACAGCAGGGACCGGGCUGAACCGAACCCUGCAGCAGGUCUGAUUAUCGAUGAUCCUUCAACCAACCGUCCGUCCUAGUGACUCAGAUGAGGACGUGUCUUUGUGCCUUUACUAGAAAUUCAGUGUGUCGUGGUGACGGGCGGGAGUGAGGGCCAAUAGGAAAAGAGGAGAGCUUGUCACUUUGGAUCUGGGAUCUGCCCUCAUUGAAUACUGUUACCCUUGUCAUUUGUGAGCUGACCCAAGAGCCCCAGAUGAGCUUUUUAAGUGUCACAGCUCAUCUUUGUCCUGCUCUGUUUCGCUGUACCUCCAGCUGGGAAUGCACUGCAUACUUGCCAGAGCAAUGUGUUUUUACUUUUUACUAGAUUUUAUUUUUAAGGAAAUGCCUUAAAAUAAUCCAUGUUUUUUUCAGAUAAGUACACCGUAUUAUGGAGGGAAGAAAUUAAAACCUUUCACACACGCACACACGCACACUCGCAGACACACAUGAAAACACACGCAUGCAUGCACGCACGUGCACACACACACACGCACGCACAUGGACAAGCACACUGAAUGCAGAGCUGGAUGGGGUUGCAGGUUUGAGUCCUAGUGCCCCAUGCAGUUUUUUCAGAGCCAAAGGAAGUGGCUUCUCAUCCGUGCACUAAUUAGAACAGACUUCAGGCCAUCUCGGAAAACACACUGAGUGUGAGGCACAUCAAAAUGAAAUGGACCUCUUCAUGCGUAGUGUUUCUUUGAAGGGAUAGUUUAGGUGCUGGUUUCCUAAAAUAUUACCUCAGGUUUAGUGUAUGAUUUUGAUUGGCUCUCACAGUCUUUGUGAUGUCCUGCCGGCUUCACAGUGGUAGGUAUUGGGCAUUCUGGGGGUUGUGGUCUAACACAAGAAAAUGCACUUCAGCAACUCCUAAGCCAUUUGUACAGAGGUUGUGUGUGUGUGUCUAUAUUACCCAAUUAUCCUUCAAAAAAUUACAUUUCAUAUUGAUUUUGGCUGGAACAGUUUCCUCUGAAACCUGAGACUGCUGCAUUCAAGGAAAGGGAGGAAAGUGCUGGUGUGAUAUUAAAACUGGUAUUUAACACGUACAGUACGUUAACACUGAGAAUAAAAGCUAUUAAGUAAUGUGUUCAUAUGUGCAGUCUCAGGAAACAUGGCCUUCCUCUGUAAACUGCUCUGGAGUUAAUUGAAGUGUAUUUUUGUGUUUAAGACCAUGGACCCCCAAACGUCCCUACAUUAGUGACUGUAAAGCCUGUACAUCUUCUCCAGAUUUCUAAAAUAUCCUUCAUUGCAAAAACAGUAUUAGCCAAUCAACAAAAUACAUAAAAUCUGAAAUAUUAAACAAUCCAGAUAUCUCCUUGUGUAUCCGCGCUGAUAACCUGUUCUUUUGUCCGUCCCAUGAAUAGCUCUGCUAGCUCUGCAACGUAUCCGAUGCUUGAGCUAACCCCCAUUUAUCAAACAGGAAGUGCCGCUGGGGGGUCGUGGAGUGACCUGGAAGUUCACAACUGAGUGUCGUUCUGUGUGGCCUGAAUCAAGUCUUUUACAAUUCUGUCACAUUAAGUCAUUUACAAUUCUGUCACAUCAAGUCUUUUACAAUACUUUUACAUCAAGUCGUUUUAAUGUGAACCGAUGAAACCAUGUAGCCGAAUGUGUGCUUCUGAAAAUACAUCUUUCAACGCAGAAUAAUCAUUGGAAAGUCUCUGCAUAAGAAUGAAAUGAAACGGUUGAUAAAUUUAUUGUUUGUGUUUUCUGAGGACUUUUUUUCUGAUUUGCACAGACUGCCUGAUUUUGUUUUUUAUUCCAGUAUACAUAUGAUCUGUUUUCAUUAACUUUUUUUCUUUACUUGAAUCUUGAAUGAAAGAA
This is a messenger RNA of Anguilla anguilla (European eel), 5611 nucleotides long. Its product is annotated as TBC1 domain family member 8. Bases 438 to 3782 code for a protein of 1114 amino acids. The record is from RefSeq and is a predicted model, not a curated record. The transcript has 20 exons. NCBI's taxonomy places the organism in Eukaryota, Metazoa, Chordata, Actinopteri, Anguilliformes, Anguillidae.